AUCCAACUAGGUACAUUUAAGAAUAGAUCACAUUCAUAAUUUUGUUAUUAUCAUUUACAACAGUCAUCAUGGAUUUGUCUUCUCUUUGAUCCUGUCUUAGUGUCUUGAAAUCUUUGAGCAUUUCUUCUUCUUCGUCUCUUAUAAUAUAUUUAAAAGGUUAUAUAUUUACAUAUAUACAACUUUGAUUUCGAUACUCUUGAGAAUCCAAUAAUGAAAGCGAAAGUCAUAGAGAAAGAGAACUGCUUCGUAUGGUUGGUUAAGGCUCCUUUUCGUCUGUUGAUCAUGGCACGUGACGCCUACAUACGAAGCAUUACGUCAUGCUCCGGCGCCGGAAUUUAUUCCGGUGGUGGAUCAUCUGGUUUUGGUCAACUCUCCGGAAACUUCCAAAUCUGCGAUCCGCCUAGCACCGCCCUUCCUCGAAGCUUUACCUUGACGUCGGCGGCACAUGAUCAAGGCUGUCUGACACGUGGCGGACAACCUACGAUUGCAAUGAGACAAUCAUUGUCCUUGGAUCAUCGGAAGAACAAUAGAUGCGUUGUUGUGAUGGGAAGAAUAGAUGAGGAGAUGUCUUGUGAUGAUGAUGAUGAGUUUCAAGAAGAAGACUCUUUUCUUGAUUAUGGUAAUUGCGAGAUUCUUACAAAAGAAAUAGAAAAACCAUCUGUUGACCAAAAACAUAAGCCUCUAGGACGAUUUUGAUUUUGAUUUUUAGGUUUAUUAUUAGGUUGUUGCAUUGUGCUUAUUGAGAAAUAUGGAUCAAACACUUGAAAAGAAAAAUCAUUUUGUAUCAUUUAAUAU
Molecule: messenger RNA, 795 nt
Organism: Arabidopsis thaliana (thale cress)
Lineage: Eukaryota; Viridiplantae; Streptophyta; Magnoliopsida; Brassicales; Brassicaceae
Exons: 1
Coding region: 211-696 (161 amino acids)
Source: RefSeq, marked reviewed